Molecule: messenger RNA, 592 nt
Organism: Callithrix jacchus (white-tufted-ear marmoset)
Lineage: Eukaryota; Metazoa; Chordata; Mammalia; Primates; Cebidae
Gene: LYLDT1
Product: chromosome 9 C12orf54 homolog
Source: RefSeq, a predicted model, not a curated record
GUCACAGCUGAAGUCACAAAGCGUUGAAAAAAGCAAGGUUGAUGUGGGAACAGAAGGCUGUUGUAAGAUGGAGCUCAAAGAGGAAAAAGUCUAGUGGGGAAGGAGUGGGGCAAGUGUGAUUUGGGGGACAAAGCAAGAUUCAUUUAUGACUCCCCGGGGCCUGGAGCUAUCUCCAUCUUCAGCUCCAGAGUCCUUGGUUUCUGUCUGAGAACAAAUGGCACAGCAUCCCUGGCAGGAUCAACAACAAAAGGCAGAAAUGACCUCCAAGCAGCAGAGAAGCACAUCCAUAGAAGAGACAAUAAGACCACAGGAAAGACAAGUAACCAUCACUGAAACCCUGUGGGACCAGGUGCUGACAGCUUUUAAGAAUAUACAAAAGGAGCUGCAGGAAGAUGCUCGGAUUCGAGGGAUGAGCAAUUGCUCCAUGACACCCAUGACAUCCGCACCCAGAACUGGAAGCAUGAAGCUUCCAGAUUCCUGCAUGACCCCAAAGUUGAGAGGAUUGCAGUUCAGCGCUGGAGAGCAGCCAUCAGGAGAACGUGUCCACCACGUGAAGACGCAGCUCCAGUCAGCUUACUACCCUGGACCCUGA